AUGCUACGAGCUCUUUUUGUCGCGGAGAAAAACGAUGUUGCAAAAGGAAUUUCGGGUCUUCUAGCCAAUGGUUCUCUUUUUACUGUGUCUUAAAAGCAUCAAACUGAUAAAAUCCUUUUAAUUUUCAGCUUCUUUUAAAGUUUAAGAAUUCAAAGGCUAUUAUUAGGACACUUCAAUCGUCGAGAGGGCCGGUCGAAAUUCAAUAAAAUCUACGAACUCCAAACCCAAGUGCUUGGACGAGUGAGUGCACCGUGAGUAGACUCACGACCCUUGUCUGAUUAUUAGAAUGCGGUCGUUUCGAUAACGAGUGUUUCGGGUCACAUGAUGGAGUUGGCGUUCCACGCCGACAUGGCCAAUUGGCAGGUCCAACUUCUGUCGUUGGUUCACUGAAGAAUCUGUAGUUCAGACUGUACGGAUCGCUUCUCUUUUUGAUGCGCCUGUGCAACAAAAAGUUGCCGAUGGGAUGAAGGAUAUCGCCAGGACUUUGACGUAGAUUGUUUUUGUUUAGAACUUUGUCUGAGGAACUUUAUAGAUUAUGCGAAGGAAUUUUGUAAGUAAUCUUAAACAGUGAAUACAUGUAUCAAAUUAAUAGGAACUUGAGAGUUUACUUUUAGUUUCUAUUUCUGCGAAAGAGGCAAUUUCAUGUUGCAGUGAAUUAAAAUUUCUUGUCAGAAACUUCAAAUUUAUUUUAUUUAUCCGUUUUUUCAUAAUCGAAUUUGAAUGAAAAUCUGAAAAAUGCCCUCUAAAAAAAGUAGAGUUUACUUUUGUCGUGGGCACUGGAGUGAAGUUUCUUGCAACAAUUUCCUUAGGAAAAUAAAGCGUAAAAAUGAUUUUCCUUUCUAGAGAAGAGGCAAAAAAGAACGACGUCCUCGUCAUCUGGACAGAUUGUGAUCGAGAGGUUCUCCUCGUAUUUGACUCGAAAAGUUCUAUAAAAAGGAUAUUUAGGGUGAAAACAUCGGAGCGGAAAUCGUAAAAGUUUGCAAAGAAAGCAAUCCGCGGCUCGACGUGUUCCGAGCGAAGUGAAUUUUUAAAUAAGAUUUUAUAAAUAAAUAAAGUUCAGGUUCUCUGAAAUAACUGCUUCGGCGGUCCAUCGAGCGGUUCGUAACCUGGUGAGAUUAGACAACAAUAUCGUCGACGCCGUUGACUGCCGUUCUGAGUUGGACCUGCGUAUAGGUCUAGAUUAAAAUUUGGUUUUCAUUGUUUCUUGAUUCGAAAAGUUGAUCUAGUUAUGACUUAAAGCAACGGGGUCGAAUGAGGACGAACCUGAGGGGCGGUAACAGUUUUUGAAAAAAAUAGAAAAAGCUGGGUUCAGCCCACAAAAUUCAAACAACUGCGUUAUAUUGAACCGAAUUCGUUUUUUUAAGGAGCCGCCUUCACCAGACUGCAAACAUUGCACUUACGGAGUAAAUUUAGAGACAUCUUUGAAAGUCAAAGUAAGUUUCUUUCGUGACUUUUUCUCAUUUUUUUUAGAUCAAAAAGUUAUAAGCUACGGAAGCUGCCAGUUCCCGACUCUCGGAUUCGUCGUCGACCGUUAUAAAAUGAUUGAAAAUUUUAAACCGGAGAAUUUCUGGCGGCUACUCGUCGAACAUGUCCGAAAUGGGAUCAAGGUUCUGUCUUAUAUCGUCAACCGAUGAGUGAUAUUAUUGUUAAGGUCGAUUUCUUGUGGGAUCGCAAUCGCCUUUUCGAUCGAGACGUAGUUAAUGUUUUUUUCUCUAUUUCUAUCAAUUGCAAAGCAAAAUUUCAAAGGUCCUUUACGACAACUGCCAAGAGAAGUUGGAGGCGAUCGUCGAGAAGGUUGUCAAGAAGCCGAAGUCGCGUUGGCGUCCAUACGUCUCUCUUUAGUUAUGUUAUGAAGAUGAGAAGGAUUUUGGCAGGCGAUGGAUACUGUGGCGCUGGAGAAGCUUGGCUCGUCCAAGUUGAAGAUGUCGGCGAAGGAAGUGAUGUCUGUGGCCGAGAAGUUGUACAGCAAAGGCUGGAUCUCGUAUCCGAGGUAUCAUAAAUGAUGAAGCUCGAGAUUAGUCUUCUCCAGAAUUUCAGAGGGUUCAAACAAAAAAGUGUGAAUCCAAACAUUUUUUCGGAAUUUCCUUGGCGUUAUUGUAGUAUACUUUUUACUUUUGUGAACUACGAGAAUUAUAUAGAAGAAAAUGACGCAGAAUAGUUUUCAAAAUUUGUCGAAUAGAUGAAAUUAUAUAAUGUAUGUUUUGGGUUAGCUCUAGAAGCUUUUUUGCCCUUUCCAUUUCUUGAAAACAGAUAUUCAUAAGGAACGUGUUUUAACGAAUACCUUCAAAUCUUUCUGAAAGUUUCAUCAUUUUUUCAGAAAAUUCCGACCUUUAGAGUUUCUUUCCUCGCUGUCUUUUCAGUUCAUAGUUGUAUAAAUGAUAGGUUUACAGAACGGAGACGAAUAAAUUCCCUAAAGGGAUGGAGUUGGCGCCACUAGUUGAAAUGCAGGCCGAAUCGAACGAAUGGGGCAACUUUGCCAAAGAGGUCCUAUCGUUCAAAUGUUUGAUCCAAGGCGAACCUGUUCAGGUCGUUGAACGAGGCGUGAACCCUCGCAACGGGAACAAAAGCGACGAAGCACAUCCCCCCAUUCAUCCGCUGAAGUUCGCUGAUAGGUUCCGUCAAACUUUGUUGCCAUGUUUCUGGAUCGGGCCCAUUCAGACAAACUUUGAACGGGAACGAGUGGAGGGUAUACGAGUUAGUGGUGCGGCAUUUUCUGGCGUGUGUCUCGAGAGACGCUUCUGGCGAGGAAACCGUCGUCAAUGUAUUCAAGUUCUCCCCACCGACUUGAAUUGCUGGGCUCUCACGUGGAAAGGCUCGAAGCGAACCGGUCGCGGUGCGGUUAGGGCUUGGAUUUACGUGGUGAGGCACGCCUCAAGCCAUUCCACGUGCGACCAUUUUCGAUCAGAACUUGUUGAGUAUAUCAAGACUUCCUUACAUAAUGUUUCAGCUGCGCAUCAACAGCGAAAGGUUUCACGCGAAUGGACUUUGCGUCAAGGACUUAGGUUAGCAUUAAUUUAAUCCCGCCUUGACCUGCUUACUUUUUUCGAAAAAAAGCUUGCGAAAGCCUUUUUAGGUUUGUAAGCAAUUUCAGGGAAGGGUAUCUUACAUCUUUAUGUUUUCUAAAGCCAUUUUAAUGAACGGAUUAAAUAUGAAAAUAUGAGAAAAACUACGAAAAAUAUCUCAAAUUAUCGUAUUGAUAAAGAAAAAAAAAGAGACAUAAAGCUAAAUAGAAAUCCCGUGUUCUUUACUAGUUUAUUCAGUCUUCAGAGAAGUUUCAGACCGAAAAAUCGGGUUGUAGAAGUGAGAUAACUAUAACUAUAAUAAUAAUAAUAAUAAUAAUAAUAACGCGUUUUUUUAGAGUUUUGAAAACUCCGUAAAAACUUCACAAAUUCUCCUGACUUUGUGUAUCAUUAUGAAAUCAGUUGAUAAGCCUCGUUUAAAAGAAUAAUACGCGAUCUUGAGAGAAAGUCAAGUGGACACUUUGAAGUGGUCUGUGACCAUCAGAAUUGUAGCGGUGAGAAAAGAAAUUCUUAAGAUAAAUUCUCCCAGGAUACAUGCACGUGUACGUCUAUGAGAAAUGGGGUGACAAACAGAUACCGACCUACGUGGAAAAUGAAAUUCUGAAAGAGUUCAACCUGAGAAUUGUCGACGGAACGACACAACCGCCGGAUUUGCUCACAGAAGGUUUCUCAGGCCUAUAUUUUUCUCGAAAAAGUUUCUGACAGCGGAUUUGAUCGCUCUGAUGGAUAAGUUUGGAAUUGGGACUGAUGCCACUCACGCAGAACACAUUGAAAAAAUCAAGGUGCUCUUUAUAUCGAGACGUUUCAAGUGAAAGAAGUGUAGGAACGAGAUUACAUCGGGGUGAAAGGCGAUGGCAAAUUGCUGCCCAGUUUCAUCGGGUUGGCCCUCGUCGACGGCUACGAUGACAUGGGUUUCGCCAGUUUGCAGCCUUGAUCUCUGCAACGGUUUGCAGGAUUUGCCAUGAGUAAGCCAGAUUUGCGAGCGAACCUGGAACGGGGUCUGAAGGACAUUUGCGACAGAAAUCGAAACAAACGCGAUGUUUUGACUGAGCAGGCAAUUUCCAUCUUGCAUAUGAAAUCAGAGCAAAUACGAGUUUUACCUGAUGAGCUUUUGCACUAACUGAUUUAUAUGUGAAAUAGUACUUGAGAUUCUUACAUUAGUAGGAUAACGUGCAAAGUAUCUAUCAUGUGUGGUUUCAGAUCGGCAAGUACAGGACAAUUUUCGAUGAGACUGAAAGCAAAGUUUUUUUCCUGUCAAAGUCUUUAGAAAAGUCUUGAUUUAAUUAUUUUCAUAAGUAAUGAAGAUUUCUAGAUAUUUGGAUAAGCGGUCAUCUGGCAACUUGCCAGACGUAGGCAACGGCGGUCAUGGCGGAGGUCCGCCAAGAGGUCCAGACGGCGGCGGCGGCCGAGGUGCCCCACGCGGUGGCGGUGCCGACAGAGGCAGAGGCAGAGGUGGACGGAAGACGACGGCGAGUCGACGCGGCAGAAAGAACGACAUGGCCGCUUCUGGAGCCAACGUCUGUUCUUUUGCCUUUUCGAGUUCGGAUAGCUGGUUUGCAUCCACACUGUGGAAGUCUUCAUGUCAACAUUCUCUGUCUUUACUUUUUAAACACUUGUUUGAAAUAUGAAAAACUAAUUUUUUUAUAAAAACUGAGUGUGAGUCUUUUUUUGACAAAGAGGGUCAUUUAGGCAUACGUUCGAAAAAGUUUUCUCGAUGAUUUUAUAGAUUCUUUUUCCGUUUUUGUGUUUGGAGUCCAUCUCUUUUUUUUUUAAUCUAAAAGCUCUGAAAACCCGAUCUUCAAUAAUAGAAUUCCCCGGAAACCGAUUCAUUUCGUCUUUGUUAAUAUUCAGUGGAAUUUUUCUCUACAUCUAGAAGAUCUGACGCAUAAGUCAAGUAGCUCUUAGUCAUACUAUUUUUUGAACAAGUCCGCCAUCACAAUCAAAAAAAAAUUCACAGAUGUCCAACUACAAUGGCGAAGACGAAGCGGAGACGCGGCGCCCUCGGGAACGCAAAAACACGCGGACGCUGGCGGAAGGUUUGAACAGAGGCUGAUCCGGGCGCAGUGUUGACUCUGCAGACGCCGAAGAGGUGAUGUGCGCCUGCAACCCGCCGCUGCAAGCCGUCCAGAAAACUGUGCAGAAGGAAGGUCCCAACAAGGGCAAACGCUUCUGGACUUGCUCGCUUCCGUUCAAUUCCAGCGAGAAAUGCUCGUUCUUCCAAUGGGUCUGA
Molecule: messenger RNA, 5250 nt
Organism: Caenorhabditis auriculariae
Lineage: Eukaryota; Metazoa; Nematoda; Chromadorea; Rhabditida; Rhabditidae
Source: the annotation of a GenBank genome assembly